This is a messenger RNA of Chara braunii, 1529 nucleotides long. The record is from the annotation of a GenBank genome assembly. Lineage: Eukaryota; Viridiplantae; Streptophyta; Charophyceae; Charales; Characeae.
GCGGUCGGGCCGGUAACAGCAAGGCUUCCGCGUCGACAGCCAGGCGUGGAAAGAAGGCGGUGGGUGGUGGUGGCGAGGCCUAAGGCGACAGGGAGGGGGAGGGUAGCCAGAACUUCUGGUCGGUGGAGCACAUGGUCGCCCUCAUCAGGGCGAAGCGGGACCAAGAUGUGCAACUGCAGAUGGCGGGCCACGCGUUCGCUCAGAUGAAAGGGAGGGAAUGGAAGUGGGCAGACGUUCGUGAGAGGUUGUUGAAAGUCGAUGUGGAUAGGCCGGCAGAAAAAUGCGGGAAGAAGUGGGAUAAUUUGAUGCAGCAGUUCAAGAAGGUACAUUGCUUCCAGGGAGAGUCUGGGAAGGAGGACUUCUUCCAGCUGUCGGCGAAGGAGAGGCUGGCGAGGGGGUUGAAUUUCAACAUGGAUCGGGCCGUCUACGAAGAGAUCAAGGCAUCGACCACAAGGAGUCAUACAAUGCACCUGCAGAAUGUCGCAGACACCGGCCGAGUAGGAGAUGUGCAACUUCCAUUCGGGUCUUCUGGCGGUCCUGAAUCUGUCAGCGAUGGGGAAUCCGAUGCGGGUGGCGAUGGCAACGACGAAGACGACAGCUCGACGAGGGGUUGUUCGCAGACCACGGGAAGCCCUGGCGGUGCACGGAAAAGGAAGAACAUGAGGCAACAGACUUUCGAAGCCCUCACCGAGUGUAUGGAGAAGCACGGAACGCUGAUGGCGUCGACCAUGGAGAGCGCUAGCAAGGGGCAGUGUUCCAUCCAAAUUCGGCAGUGCAAAGCUAUGGAAGCGGAGAUGGAGGUGCAGAAGAAACGCUACGUGGCAUCGGAUGAAGUGAGCAAGAUGAUGUGUCACGCGCUGAUGGAGAUAGUGAAGGCCAUACGAGAUCGCGCCGGCCAAGCGAAAAGGGGCAGGGACGUUCUUGAAAAUGUUAUGCCUGUCGUGGAGAAGAAGGGAAGGCAUCAAGCAAAGAAGCGUAAGGCUGUCGCUGGGGGGCCGUCCAAUGCCGGGAAAAAUGUAAGGGAGGAGUGGGUGAAUGACGGCGAGAGCACGAAAGAAGAUGACGCCAUCCAAUCGGGGGAAGAGGAGGCCGUCGCGCGGAAAGGGUCGUUGCGCACCCGGGGUGCUUUGAAGAUCAACGGCACGGGUGCCGCACAGGCUGCUCAUCAACCCCGAGGUGGGGGGGCGCGCGAGAGGGAGGAUGUCGUCAUCGACGUCGACGCCGGUGUUGCGCCGAGGGAGGUGCGUGGCAUGGCAAGCAUCACAGAGGUGCGCACGGCGGGGGCAUUGACGAGGACACGUACGACGACGCCACCGGAGGGCGAUCCGUCUGUUCGGGCCCCUUCGUCACCAGCGACGCCACGUCAGCAGCCCGUAAAGGACGACGGGGGGGGUUCGAACACGGUUGUUCAAGGGAGCGGUGUCGCACUUUUUCCAGCCUAACCACCUCGGGCGACCGGAAAGCCAACAGGCUGUUACGCAAGAUUUUGUAUGUGAUUGCAAUAAAUUAAAUAAAGCAAAUAAAGCAAA